GUCGCUCGAUUAGUUCGCCGCGUGCUUUUGUCCGGUUGACAGUGUGUCGUGAUUCGGUGCUCCUCCGACGAACGGACGGACGGUUCUGGUUGUCUAAAGGGCGCUUACAUUGAUUGCCCAAAUCAAGACUAGUUGUACACGGUGAGGUCACGACGAAGCUUGUGGAACGUAAGCUAGGUGUGUUGUGUGCUCUUGCGGAGAACAGCGAGCUGUGUUCCAGCACUAAUACACUAUAGGCCCAGUGAAACCUUUUUUUUUUUUGUUGCUACAAUUCCUGUUUCUUCGCGUUCGAUUCGUUCUUCCGCGGCUGCAUUGUAGCCGUCUCUCCGCACACACCGCUGCUGCUGCAGUCGUGUUGGCGUUUUGCUGCAUCAGCAGAGCGCGGACGAAGGAGCCAAAAGUGGAGUUGAAGUUUCGUCGUAAAUACGGCAGAUACCGAGUGUGUAGAGAGAAUGAACAUAAUUCAAUAAUUGAUUGAAUAAUAUAUAAAAUUUGAUUAGAUUUGCAGGCCGCGCGACUCGUUGUGCGGAGGCCACGGACUUCAAGUGUUUGUUUGGACCGGAGCUUAAUGAAAUGAAGGCCACAAAUCUUGGUGUCUCGUGUGGGAAUUAGAAUAAGUUCAAUCUGAGUUCGCGAUUCCGUGCCCUGUUGUGGCGCACCUGUGCGCGCCUGUGUUUGUGCGACCAGAGAUGUACACGGGAGUGAGUAGUUUUGUGCUGUAGAUAAAUGUGGUUCGGACUUUGGCUGGCAUAAAUCGUAUCGUGCAACGCGCGAUUCGCCCAGAACCGGUGUGUGUGCUGCUGCAUCUAUCAACCAACAACGUCGUCGUCGUCAUCACAGUCGUUGUCAGGCAUCGGCAACAAUAGGCACCAGCAACAGAUCCAUCCCGCGCCUCUCGCAUAAUCAAUGCAAAAAGUGUGCUCGACCCAUAUAUCUGAAAUUCACGAGUGUUUCGAUCAAUUAAAUUUCUCCGGCGAAUGAAAUUGUACACUCACAUGCAACAGUCGGAGAAGUGUGCGAUCCAGAAAAAAAGUAUGUUCGCGUGAAAUUCGGUCCGCUGCGCCCGGAAGAAAGUAGCGUAGAGUGGAGUAGAAGAAUUAAAUUUGAUUAAAUUGAUUGAAAAUUCGUUCGCAGUUAAUUCGAGCAGGCUUGUGCCUGGGUGUUGUGUUUUUAUUUUUAUUUUGUGUUCCUGUGAAGAAAGAAUAGCAGCGAUUGUGCAGAAACCAUCGCAACGUGUUUUGUGUUCAUGAUUAAGCUGUGUGAGUGUGAGCGAAACGAAGCAGAAAGAAGAGGAGAAGUUUGAUGAGCCGGAUCGUGUGUUCGGUUUAGGCUCGAAAAUAAAAAAAAAUAUUGUCAGCGUGAAGUUGUGAAAAUCGUUCAUUUGCAGUGGAAAACAGGUUUGAAGAGCGAAAAUUAAUAAGUAUCUGAAAGAAAACCGUUCUCUACAAGAAGAAAAAUAAAAAUAAAAGGGAUUACUCUGUGCACCGGCAUCAAUCAGCUGUCGCUGGCAAAAACAAAUUAAGUUCAACGCUGCGUUGGAUUAGCCCGCACACACACACGCAGUCGAAGUCGUGUGCCGUCGCAUCACCUAUAGAACAGGCAACUCACAACUUCUGGGUGCUGCGCGUGAGUGUGGGUCUGCACGACCGCCCUUCCAUCCUGCGUUCUAUUUUGAAGGUACCCACCGAAUUCAAUUCAACUUCAUCCCCUGAAUCAGCCUUCCAAAGACUCGCAACGGUUCCCGGUAAAACUUUAACAAAAGAUGCUCCGGAGGCCUAACAUGAGCUAACGCUAGCCGAAGAUGGUCCCAGGAGAGGGUGGAGGGUCACGAGCGCGGUUACUCACAACAGUCGUCCUGAUCCUGGUGCAGGUAGCAGUCCGCGCUCUCGACAACCCCACUCAGGCACAGCACAAUGCUGAUUCCAGCCUAUCGGAGCAGCAGCAAGAUGACGAGCGAACGUCGGGAUCGAAAUACGCGUUCCAGUUUGCCCACCCCGUUUACAACGUAUCGAUCCCGGAGAACAGCGUCGGUAAGACGUACGCGGUUCAACCACCCAACGAAGACCGCAUGGGAAUCUACGUGACCCCCGAACUGGAAGUCAAGUACAAAAUUGUCAGCGGCGAUAAGGAUAAAUUUUUCAAAGCUGAAGAGCGGCUGGUGGGUGAUUUUGCCUUUCUCGCGAUCCGAUUGCGUACCAGUAAUGUAGUGCUGAACCGGGAGAAGGGCGACAGCUACCGGCUGGAAGUCAAAGCGACGGCCACCAAGCGGGAAGGCAAAAGUCGAAUAUCGCUGGAAGCGGACGCCAUCAUCGAUGUAAAGGUGCUUGACACUAACGAUCUCAGCCCGCUGUUCUAUCCUACCGAGUAUUCCGUCACAAUACCAGAGGAUACACCGCUGCACAAAAGUAUUCUCCGGGUGAUUGCUGAGGAUGCUGAUUUAGGACUGAAUGGGGAAAUUUACUACAGCAUACUCGAUGAAACGGAACAAUUUGCGGUUCAUCCCACGACCGGUGUUAUCACACUUACCAGACCGCUAAGAUUCACCGAUCGAUCCUUGCAUGAGCUUACGGUGACGGCUAACGACCGGGGCAUCGGAUCCACCAGCCGGAAUCAGGCCAGCAGGGCAAGGGUAAAAAUAAAAAUACGACAGGUCAAUCUAUUCGCACCGGAUAUUUACGUACAGGCACUGCCGGACAUUUUGGAGGAUUCCAACACGAACAUCUUCGGCAUUGUUCGAGUCGAAGAUAAGGACAAAGGAACCCACGGACAGAUCAGAAGUCUGGACAUAGUGGACGGUGAUCCGGAUGGUCACUUCCGAAUCAAACCCACCGCCCGGCAGGGAGAGUUUGUGAUCGAGGUACAUCGUUUGCUUGAUCGAGAAACCGCUCCUCAAGGGUACAAUCUAACGCUGAGGGCAGCAGAUCGGGGGAUCCCCUCACGGCAGAGCUACAAAGUGAUUCCGGUGCAUCUUGCGGAUAGCAACGACAACGCACCGGUUUUCAACCGGGAGAUUUACGAAGUUUCUGUCCUAGAGACCUCUCCUCCCAACACCCCUGUGAUAAGACUGAAAGUAACCGACCGGGAUGAGGGUAAGAACGCGCAAGUGUUUCUGGAGAUUGUCGGUGGCAACGAGGGAGGUGAGUUUCGAGUCAAUCCAGAAACUGGAAUGUUAUACACCGCAGUUCCACUGGAUGCCGAGCAGAAAGCUUUCUAUACACUGACCGUUUCGGCUAUCGAUCAAGGCAACACUGGAACGCGAAAGCAGUCCUCAGCUAAGGUUAAGAUCAACGUCCAAGACACCAACGAUAAUGAUCCGAUAUUCGAAACCAACAACAUGACAAUAUGGGUCGACGAAAAUGAACCCGCCGGAACGACGGUUACCAAGGUGAUGGCCCGUGAUAAAGACCUGGGAGAGAAUGCAUACAUAUCCUAUAGUAUAGCGAACCUGAACGAUGUCCCGUUCGAUAUCGAUCACUUUUCCGGCAUUGUGCGCACCUCGAAACUGCUGGACUACGAAAGCAUGAGACGAAAGUACAUACUACGAGUACGAGCAUCCGAUUGGGGUCUUCCCUAUCGACGGCAAACCGAGAUGCAGCUGAUCAUAAAGUUGCGCGACGUAAACGACAAUCGACCACAGUUCGAGCGAAUCGACUGUGUGGGACGAAUUCCGAGAUACACUCCAAUCGGGACCGAGAUAUUCACGCUGUCGGCACUGGACUUCGACUACGGUAGCGUAAUUACCUAUCGGAUGGUUUCCGGGAACGAGGAUGGGUGUUUCAAUUUAGACCCCGGAACGGGAAUCAUCUCCGUUGGUUGUGAUUUGAAUGAUGUUGGGGUAGAGUUCCGGGAGGUGAAUGUGACGGCUACGGAUGGAACGCAUUUUGCCGACACGGCAAAAAUACAGAUAAAUUUGAUACGAAACAAGCGGAACUUGGGUGGCAAUCUGAAGGCGGAGGACGGUGCGACGUUUGAUUGUCGAGAAACGGGAGUGAGACAGAGACUGGUUGACAUUCAGGCUUCCGCCGAAAGAAACAACAUGCCCGGUAGGGACGUCAGUAAUGGGGAUGACUUUGCUAUGAUGCCCAGUCGGUAUGGUGAAAACGUUCACGCGCCAGAGUUUGUGGAUCUUCCACUGGAAGUGAAGGUGAACGAAUCGGUUCCACUGGGUACGACAAUUACUUGGAUUAAAGCAAGAGAUCGUGAUCUGGGCUACAAUGGAAAGCUAGUUUUUGGAAUAUCUGGAGGCGAUGAUGAUUCUGUGUUCCGCUUGGAUCCGGAUAAUGGUGAGCUCAAGAUUAUCGGAUAUUUGGAUCGUGAACGCCGCGAUGAAUACCUCUUGAAUAUUACGGUUUAUGAUUUGGGAAAGCCUCAGAAAUCCAUUUCCAAGGUGCUUCCGAUCACGGUGUUGGAUGAGAACGACAACGUACCACGCUUUGAAAAAUCCCUAGCCAGCUUCCGCGUUACUGAAAAUGCUCUGAAUGGCACCAUAAUCUUCCGAGUGAACGCCACCGACGCUGAUCUGGGAAAUAAUGCUAAAAUCACGUACAGUCUGAUCACCGACACCAAAGACUUCCGAGUUGAUCCCGAAACGGGUGUUCUCUCCGUGAUCGCCCCGCUUGACCGCGAACGCCAAGAGAUAUACGAACUGCGAAUCCGUGCAACGGAUGGUGGAGGCGAUCAGAGUACUCCAGCGCUGUAUUCAGAAGCCUUGGUGCGGGUCACUGUGGAUGACAUCAACGAUAACGCACCGGAAUUCAACAUUCAAAACUUAAAUGUAAGGAUUCGAGAAGAUGUGCCCAAGGGCACAGUCGUGACGGUCGUUACCGCGAUCGACUUAGACAGUGGUUCAAGUAGUGAAAUUCAGUACAGUUUUAGUGAGAAUGGUGAUGGUGAAGGUUCGUUCAAAAUUGAUAAGCAGUCCGGAACGAUACGGACGGCAAAAAUGCUUGACUUCGAAGAGCGUCAAAUACACAGUUUAACCGUGAAGGCUAUCGAUCGAGGGAUGCCCUCGUUGUCCUCCGAAACAUCGGUGAUCGUGGAAGUGAUCGAUGUGAAUGAGAAUCGUUACGCGCCACAGUUCGAAGAUUUUGUGCUAACGGGAUCGAUUACGGAGAACAAACCGCCGGGAGCGCACGUCAUGCAAGUGGUUGCCAAAGAUCUGGAUCCACCGGGGCCGGACUCCCGCGUCAGCUACUCGAUUAAAGGUGGCGAUGGGCUGGGGAUUUUCGCCAUCGAUAACGAAGGUGUCAUACGGACGCUGUCCUCGCUGGAUUUGGAAACCAAACCUAGCUACUGGCUGACGGUCUGUGCCCAGGACCAGGCGGUGGUGCCGCUGCAUUCGUGUGUUCAGGUUUUCAUCCAGCUGCAGAACGAGAACGAUAACGUUCCUCUUACGGAGGAAGCCGUUUACUAUCCGUCGGUGCAGGAAAGCAGCCCGAAUGGAGAAAAAGUGCUGCAGCUGAUCGCCGAAGACCGGGAUAUCGACCCGUUGCAGCAGAUUUCCUACCGCAUAAUUUCCGGCAAUCAAGCGGGCUACUUCGCCAUCAACAGCACAAGUGGUUUGAUUACUACUACAGCGCGUAAACUCGACAGGGAGAACCAAUCGGAGCACAUUCUUGAGGUGCUGGUAAUGGAUAAUGGUGCACCGCAGCUUUCGUCCACAACACGAGUCGUCGUGCAGGUGGAGGAUGUAAAUGACCACGCGCCCGAGUUCGAUCAGAAAUUGUACAAGGUUCAGAUUCCGGCCAACGCCAAAAUCGACCAGACACUGUUUCAGAACGAUUAUGCCAGUGGAUACGACCAGCUCGAUCAGGGCCAACCACCGGAAGCCGAUAUUGGCCUGAUGCAAUCCGAUCCGGACGCCGGACUGGAGCAGGCCACCUGGGAAAGCUACCCGGACAAAGAUUUCCGUGGACUGCAGAUGGUUCUAAGGGUCCUGGCCACCGAUAAGGAUAUCGGCGAGAACGGUCGCGUCAGCUAUUCCAUCAAGUCCGGCCGUGGAAAAGCGAAAAAGUUCCGUAUCGAUCCGGACACCGGCAUCAUCUAUGCGGCGAAGUUCUUCGAGGUGGACACCGAGUAUGACCUGCUGGUGCGGGCCGAGGACAACGGAGUGCCGAGAAAAUCCCAGCAGGCUCGGGUCAGCAUCGGCGUCGUCGAUGUGCCAGCCAAGUCCGAUAAUCCACCGGUGCUGAAAACCAUCGACCAGCAGGUGGAGGUAACCGAAAGCGAUACACCUGGCUUCCUGGUGGCACUGAUCCAGGCCAUCGACUACGAUGGCGAGCAGUUGUGGUUCGAUAUAGUCGGCGGUGACGAGCGUAAUGAAUUUUACAUCGGUCGAGAUAAUGGCAACGUUCUGCUGGCGAAACAUUUGGACUGGGAAACCCAAAAGGAGUACAACUUGACGAUAAGCAUCUCCGAUGGGGUACACGUUGUUUACACGCAGCUGUAUGUUUCGGUAAUUGAUAUAAACGAUCACCGACCGGAGUUUACGGAAUCGCUUUACCGCGUCGAUAUCUCCGAGAACAUUGAGGAAGGAACGGAGGUACUGCAGCUGCACGCAACCGAUGCCGACGAGGAUAAGAAACUAUUUUACAGCUUGCAUGCGGCACGUGAUCCGGUUUCACUGAAACUGUUCCGGGUGGAUUCGGUUACCGGUAGCAUUAUUACGGCCCACAAACUGGACCGAGAAGCGCUGGCUGAACAUAUGUUGAUUGUGAUUGUGAAAGACCAAGGUACGCCAGCUAAGCGGAACUAUGCUAAAGUGAUUAUCACUGUUCAUGACCAUAAUGAUCACGCACCGGAGUUUACUAGUAAGAUUAUACAAGGAAAGGUUUACGAAACGGCAGCUCUGGGCACUAAGGUUGUCCAAGUGUACGCCAUUGAUCGGGAUAUUGGGGAGAACGCUAGGAUUUCCUAUUCAAUCGUCAGUGGAAAUAUUGGAAAUGUGUUUAAUAUUGACCCAAAUAUGGGUGUGAUAAGCGUGGCGAAAGAUUUGGACAUUAGUGCCCUGUCAGAGUACAUGCUGCAGGUAAAGGCGACGGACGGGGGAAAGCCCUCGUUAUCGUCACAAAUUCCGGUACACGUGAUGAUCAACAUGGCUGAUAACGCUCCACCAAGGUUUGUGACGGUGGAUGCGGCUGCUGAAAUUUACGAAAAUCUGCCAAUCGGUACCUUCGUGAUUCACAUCGAAGCACGGAGUACCUCUUCGCUGCAGUUCGAAAUUAUGGAUGGCAACGUGAAAGAUAUGUUCUUCAUCAACCCAACGACCGGAGUAAUCACAACCAAAGACAUACUGGACUACGAGAGCAACAAAUUCUACAAUCUCUCUAUCCGUGCCACGAACAUGGCAUCCGCGUUCGCUACUUGUGCCGUAAUUAUCAACGUUCUCGAUCUUAACGAUAACGUUCCCUACUUCGAGCAGCAGGUCUACAAGGGUGAAGUAACUGAGGCCGCCCCGUUAGGCUCACUGGUGCUUACGUUCAACGAAAACGCGCCAACCGCCGGUCAGCUGUUGGUGAACACUUCGCUACCACUGGUCAUCAAAGCUAAAGAUGCAGACUCCGGUCUGAAUGCACUACUGCACUACGACAUCCUGGAGAUGCUGCCAAAGCGAUUCUUCCACAUCGAUUCCAGUACCGGAGCUAUCAAAACGAUCCUGCAGCUAGACCACGAAAAAAUUCCGUUCUUCAGUUUUCACGUCAAGGUAACUGAUCUCGGCAAACCCCGACUCACAUCCGAAACUACCGCUGAGGUGCAAAUCUUCGUAAAUGAUGUCAACGAUUGUGCCCCAGUGUUUACCCAAAAGGAGUAUAACGUGACCCUGUUACUACCGACGUACGAAAACGUAGCUGUUAUUCAGGUGAACGCCACCGAUGAGGACAGUUCGGAGAAUUCCACUUUGCGCUACGAUCUCAUCGAAGGUAAUCGUGACGGCGUGUUCAUGAUCGAUGCUGGUACCGGAAUCAUAACCACUCGCGAUGUGGAAAGUAUCGGGUCGUUCUACAAGCUGGGAGUUCGGGUGUCGGAUGGAAAAUUUUCGAAGGUAGCCUACGUAAACAUCAACGUCGAGACUUCGGAGAACUCGGGGCUGAUUUUCCAGAAAUCGAUCUACGAAGGAUCGAUUCUGGAGAAUAGUACUAAAAUCUCAAUCGUGACGGUGGUCAACGUUUUGGGGUCUAACCUUAACGAGCACAUCGAGUUCAGCAUUCUGAACCCGACAGACAUGUUCAAGAUUGGGUUGACAUCCGGGGCUAUUCAAACAACGGGCAAAAAGUUUGAUCGGGAGGUUCGCGAUAAUUAUGAGCUAAUCGUAGAAGCGCGCUCGCAGCUGCCGGAUAGGGAAAAACCACGCGUUGCACACGUUAUCGUGAAUGUUACGAUUUUAGACAUCAAUGACAAUUGUCCAAUGUUCGUUAACUUGCCGUACUACGCCGUGGUUUCGGUGGACGACCCUCGCGGCUCAGUUAUAACUAAAGUGCACGCGCUUGAUUUAGAUAGCUACGAAAAUGGAGAGGUUCGUUACGAAAUGAAACGAGGUCAUGGUGAGCUGUUUAAAGUAGACCGUAAGACUGGAGAGGUUACGCUCAAGCAAACCCUCGAGGGACAUAACCACGACUACGAGCUGCUGAUUUCAGCCUACGAUGGAGGAAUUACGCCCUGUUCGACGGAUGUUACUGUUCAUGUAAAGGUGAUUGACAAAUCGAUGCCAGUGUUCAGCAAGCAGUUCUACUCGGAUACGGUUGCGGAAAACAUUGAACUACACUCACCGCUCUCGGUUGCGAUUCAGGCGGAAAGCCCACUGGGCCGGAAGCUGAUCUACAGCAUCGUGAAGGGUAACGAGUUGGAGGAGUUCGCCGUUGAUUUCAACACAGCGCCAGACAGUACCAACGGCCCAUGUGCAAUCUAUGUCGUGGAUGAGCUGGACUACGAGCAAAAGCAAAGUUAUGAACUUUUAAUUAGAGCUACGGACAGCGUUUCCGGUGUGUCGGCCGAAGUACCGGUUUCGGUGCUGGUGCAGGACGUCAACGAUUGCCCGCCGGAGAUCGAGCAGGACAGCUACAACAUUAGCGUAUCCGAGCGAGCCCAGUUCGGUACGGCCAUACUGAAGGUACAGGCCAAGGAUAACGACACCGGAAUCAAUCAAGUCAUCACCUACGCGUUACAGACCGACUCGAAAAACACGUCAGAAUACUUCCACAUGGAUCCCGCCGAUGGUGUGAUAUACUUGAAGAAAUCACUGGAUCACGAAACGCUUAGCCAUCAUCACUUCACGGUAAUCGCCAGCGAUAAGGGCGUUCCAAGCUUAAGUUCUACGGCGCACGUCUGGGUUUCCGUAAUGGACAUGAACGACAAUCCACCCAAAUUUGAGCAACCAUCGUACACCUGUGUGCUCUCGCAGCAUGCCACACGCGGUCAGUUCGUGACGGUGGUUUCCGCAUCCGAUCCGGAUUACAUUGACCAUGACCGGCUAACGUACACCAUCGCGCAAGGCAAUGAGCUACAAACUUAUGACAUCAACCCCGUGAGCGGGGUUAUCACUCUGGUUAAUAUGCAAAACUUUGCCGAAAAACAUGUCACCAUCCUGAACGUUUCGGUCACCGAUGGCGUCUACACCAGCUUCACACGGGUUAAGAUCACAAUCUUGCCGGCGAAUCUACACAACCCUAGCUUCGAGCAUCUCUCCUACGAUGUGAAGGUGAACGAGAAUCAGCUGGCGGGUCGACUGGUUACCACGGUCAAAGCCGAAGACAAAGAUUUCGGCGAGUACGGCCGCAUCUCGUACAGCAUUAUUUCGGACGAAAUUCAGGAGUACUUUUCCAUCGACAAGGAAAAGGGCGAAAUAGUGACGAAGAAAAAGCUCGAUCGAGAGGCGCGGAAGUUGUUCGAGGUACCCGUGAUGGCGGUCGAUGCCGGUGGUCGGGCGGGCUUCACGACGGUCCGCGUAGAGAUUGGCGACGAAAAUGAUAAUGCACCAGUAUUUUUGUACCGUGAAUACAAGGCACUCAUUCAAGGCAACUUUUCGGUGAACACAACAUUCUUCCGGGUGAAGGCGAUCGACAUCGAUGAUAACCAGAAUGCGGUUAUCAAGUAUUCCAUUUUUGAUUCCCAGAAUAGUGGAAUCAAGGAUUUGUUCGGAAUAGACGAGAAUACUGGUGGACUCUAUUUGAAGAAAAGCGCUUUACAAUGGGAAAAUCAACUCUUCCAGUUCUUCAUUCGUGCAAACGAUGGAGGUGCACCGUCCUUGAACAGCGAUGUACCAAUCGACAUCUACAUUAUGAGUUCUGCCGAUAACCCACCGGUGUUCGAGAAAAAGGAGAAAUUACUCUUUCUAUCGGAAAGCUCACUUCCUGGCACAGUAAUUACUAGACUUAAACUAUCCGGCAACGUCACGGCCAAGUAUCGAAUUCUCAGCGACGAACUUGAAGAGCCUCAGUUUUCUAUCAACAACUUGGGUGAGCUACGGUUAGCGAAGACCUUAGACCGAGAAACGAAGGACGCUCAUCUGAUAGCGAUCCUCGCCGAAACUGACUCUAGUCCCCCGUUGACGGCAGUGACGGAAGUCGAUUUGCGGGUUCAAGAUGAAAAUGACAACACACCAAUGUUCGAAAGCAAUCCGUAUUCCUUCAUUCUGGCAGAAAACAUCGAAAAAGGAAGCUCUAUCAUGAAGCUAACGGCUCGCGAUGCCGACUCUAAUGGAGAUAUCCGCUAUUCGCUUUCUCCGGACGUUGGUGAUAUUGUUAACAUCUUCGACAUUGAUGCCUAUACCGGAUGGAUAACGACGCUCGUUCCGCUUGACAAGGAGAAGCGCGAAGACUACAAGUUCCAGGUGAUCGCCACUGACAAAGGUCAACCAAAACAUUCCACACGCACAACGGUGAUUAUUCGCCUUAAAGACUACAACGACUGUCCUCCAACGUUCAAAGAAGCACAGUACAAAGCUACCGUCAGCGAAGAUGCACUUCCCGGUACGGUGGUACUACAAAUAGCCACCAAAGACAACGACGUUGAUCUGAAGACCCCUAUAGAAUACUACAUCAUUGCCGGUGAUCCACUAUCACAGUUCCAAAUUAAAAACACCGGCGAAGUUUUCGUCGUGAAAUCAUUGGACCGCGAAAGUAUUUCCCACUACGAGCUCGGUGUCAUAGUAACAGACGGAAAAUACACUUCCACAACGAACAUUUUCAUCACUGUACUGGAUGCCAACGACAACCCUCCUUACUGCUUGAAAUAUCGUUACCGUGAGCAGCUAAGUGAAGGACUUCACCCGGGAUCUGUUGUUCUUCAGAUUCAGGCCAACGACAUUGACGAGCCGGCGAAUAGUAGGCUGCGAUUCUACCUCACCGGAAAUGGCGCCGAAGAAUUUAACCUGGAUAAAGAUACUGGUCAGUUAAAAACUGCUCGACAACUAGAUCGGGAAACCCAAUCCAAGUUCCAUCUGACAGCUCACGUACAGGAUCGCGAUCACCCAGGAUGGGAAUGUUCUUCGCAGAUAGAAAUUACUAUCACCGAUCUGAACGACAACCCACCGGAUUUCUCGAUGAAUCCGUACAGUGUAACUCUUCCCGAAGAUGCCGAAGUGGGUACGCUGGUCACGAAAAUUCAUGCCACUGACGCCGACAUAGGCAUUAAUCGAAAGAUCAAAUAUUCUUUCAUUGAUUCGUACCGUGAUCACUUCCGAAUCGCACCGGACAGUGGCAUAGUAACUCUUGCCAAGCCUCUCGAUCGAGAGGUGAAAGCAGUCUACAAUCUGACGGUUCGUGCCACGGAUCAAGGCACUCCAACGCUUUCGAACUCAGCCUUCCUAAUAGUAAAUGUUCAGGACAUCAACGAUAACCCUCCGGAGUUCACCUCAAAGCACUAUUUUGCUUCCGUUCCGGAAAUCAACUCGAUUGGCUCGGAGAUCUUGAAAGUUUUGGCGACCUCCAAGGACACUGGUAUCAAUGCGGAAAUUUUCUACUCCAUUAUCGGAGGUAACGAGCACCGUAAGUUUGCGAUGAACAACAAAACUGGAAUUCUUUCGCUUGCUGACAGUCUGGAUUACGAGCGUGCCAAGGACUACUUCCUGACGAUCCAAGCCGUGGACGGAGGAACUCCUCCGCUGAGUAACCUCGCAACGGUCAAUAUAUCCGUGACAGACAGCAACGAUAAUCCACCCCAGUUUACGCAAAAUUCGUACACAGCCCGAAUUCGAGAAGAUGCCCAAAAAGGAGACAAGAUUCUUCAGGUUCGAGCAAAUGAUAUGGAUUCAGAGGAAAAUGGCCGCGUUAGUUACAGAAUCGAACGUGGCGAUCGAAUGGGUCAGUUUGCCAUUGAGGAAGACACGGGUUACAUCUCUGUGGCGGGAACUUUGGACAGAGAAUCAAUUUCCAACUACGUUUUGGAUGUACAAGCGAGAGACAAUGGAGUACCGACCCUAACCGCUUACGUGCUGGUGAAUAUUGAAAUUUCGGACGCCAACGAUAAUCCUCCGGUGUUCACCCUGCCAAACUACACAGCUGUGGUUCAGGAAGAUAAACAAAUUGGCUACACCCUGUUGAAAUUUGAGGUUACGGAUGCCGAUGCGGCACCGAACGCAGCUCCCUACACCUUUGAUUUCCGCACCGGUAACGAGGGAGGAGCGUUCCGAAUCGAACAGGAUGGCAUACUUCGAACAGCUUCACGAUUCAAUAGUAAGCUCAAGGAUUCCUAUCAGCUACAGAUUCGUGUUUUUGACAACGGAACUCCUCCGCUCUAUUCGGACACUUGGGUUUCAGUGAAAGUGAUUGAAGAAUCUCAGUAUCCACCGGUCAUCACCCCACUGGACAUCUCGAUAAAUUCCUUCCUGGACGAGUACCCUGGUGGUGUCAUCGGUAAGGUGUUCGCCACCGAUCAAGACCAGUAUGACACCCUGUCGUUCGGAUUGGCCCCCACCGCUGGGGUGCUGUAUUCUCCAACCAAUUUAUUCAACAUAUCACGUAACGAUGGAGUGCUGCACGCUUUCCCUCGUUUGGACGUUGGCGAUUAUCGAGUGAACGUCACCGUAUCCGAUGGAAAAUUCUCCUCGUACACCAUCGUCAAAGUGGCAGUCGAGUUGGUAACUGACGAAAUGCUUGCCAAUUCAAUCGUAAUACGCUUCACGAAAGUAAGCCCAGAGUCGUUCAUACUAAGCCAUCGAAAAGGAUUCAUCCGCUCUGUGCGCAACUCGAUGGGAUGUAAAAUCAAAGAUAUUGUUAUCAUUUCCGUGCAGAAAUCAUCCGACGAUAUCAACUUCAUCCACCAUCGGCUUACGCGGGAGUCCGGUCUUCUGAACGUAACCGAAAGUCCGACUAGUCUUCGAAUUCGUCGAGGAACCAUCCACGAUUUGGAUGUUCUCUUCACUGUACGUAAGGGCCAGUCCGGGUUCUAUUCGGCGUACGAAAUUCGCAAGGCCAUCGAAGACAAUCUGGAGGAGAUCGAGGAUGCCACGAAACUACAGAUUGACGAAGUCGUUAAAUCAAAAUGCCUGCCAAACUUCUGUAUCCAUGGCGAGUGUGAAGAUAAGUUGGUUUUGGACGCGAAACUCGUCAAUCCCAUCUCGACGGAUGUAACCAGUUUUGUGUCCGCACAACAUACACACAAAAUGGAGUGCAGCUGUAAAGAGGGUUAUGGUGGCGAUAAAUGUCAGCAUGCGGUUAAUGAGUGUUCGAAAUCGCCAUGUCCAAACUAUAAAAACUGUGUACCGGAUUCCUCGGAUCAGGGUUACCAUUGCAUCUGCCCGGAAGGAUUUGCCGGGCCAAAGUGCGAUCGCGAUAUUAGCAAGUGCAACGAUGAAACCUGUUACACUCCACGAAAUCCGGUGUCGUUCAGUGGUAAAAGUUACGCACACUACCGAAUUGAGAAGGAGAUUGCUAAGAAAAACCUAGAAGAUCAGCUGAUGUUGAGUUUACGAAUUCGUACCGUGCAGCCGACUGGCAACAUUAUGUACUCCGCUGGGAAAGUGGAUUACAACAUACUGGAGAUUGUCAAUGGGGUUAUUCAGUACCGGUUUGAUUUGGGUUCCGGAGAAGGAAUGGUCAGUGUUACCAGUAUUUUUGUAUCGGAUGGGUUGUGGCACGAGGUUCGGCUAGAGCGGGAAGGAAACAGCGCUCGAGUGAUCGUAGAUAACAAACAUGUAGCGAGUGGAAAUGCUCCUGGAGUCAACGGAGUGCUGAAUCUUCAGUCGGAUGAUAUAUAUUUUGGGGCUGAAGUAAAACAACAUCCUACCGUUCUGGGCUUCGAAGACAUCCAGCGAGGAUAUAUGGGAUGCAUGGAUGAUAUCAAGCUAUCCAAGAUUCCUGUUCCGCUUCACAUGAAUGGGGCCAGUUCGGUGGCAAGUUUGCGACGCUUCGCCAAUGUAGAAUUCAGUUGCGAUGCCGCAUCGAUUCUGGUUUCGCUGGGCGUUUGUGGAACCCAACCUUGUUGGAACGGUGGCACUUGUACCGACAUUGGAGCUGGAAACUUCGAGUGUCUCUGCCAUUCUAGAUUCUCUGGAUUGUACUGCAAGGAAGAUAUGGAUCCCUGUGCGUCAUCACCCUGCUUGUACGGAGGAAAGUGCAACAAAAUGGGAUCCGGAAAUUACACAUGCGAUUGCCCGGCACGGAUGUCCGGAAAGCGGUGUGAUUACGGAAGAUUUUGCACUCCCAAUCCAUGUCGAAACGGUGGAGUUUGCGAGGAGGGAGAUGAAGGACCGCUGUGUAUGUGUCGAGGUUACACGGGAACAACGUGCGAAAUAGAUAUUGAUGAAUGCGAAAAGCAACCGUGCGGUAAUGGCGCAACCUGUAUUAACGAAGCGGGCAGUUUCAGAUGUGUUUGUCCACCGGAAAUGACCGGUGCUAGCUGCGGUGAUCCUCUGACUACGUUCUCUCUGCAGAUCCCAGGACUUGAUGCUGUUACACAAGAACAAUGGAUAAUAGCUAUUACGGCUAUCAUCAUAAUAGUCAUAGUAUCAGUUGUUAUCACGGGCGUUGUCUGCGUGUGUAAGAAGAAAAGAAGAAGACAUCGACACGAGAAGAUUAACAACGAUCCCAAGACGAUGGUGCUGAACUCAGUUUCGGACAAUUCUCAGUACAAGCGUUCAUCAAAGAUGAGUAACCUGGAGAUUAUUCAACGAGACAUGCAACAGCGACCUGUAUCGUACACACCCAGCAGCAACAAUGACCACGCGUACACAUGCAACACAAUGCUGCAGUACAACAAUCUGGACACACUGCGAAGCUAUGGAUCGGCGGGUGAUGAAUUGGAAAACGUGCCUCCCGAGUAUCGAAAAGCCUCAGUGCGACCCACUCAGCAGUUGGUGAAUAUCAACAACGGCAACACCUCGAGUGACACGGAAUCUCUGCUGAAGCAGAAGUGGGCCGAUCAAAUUCAAAUGCAAACCUUCACCGACACCAAGAUCAACAACGAUCUCAAGCGAAUAAGUCCGAUUUCCUCGUUGGACUCCCACCGAUCUGCAUCGUUGAAGCAGCAGCAAUCCGGUGUUUUGCCCGGACGCUUGCUCAAUAUGCCCCACUCGCCAACGCAUCUGCAACCGCAACACUCAGGGUUCGAGGAUUCACCGGGUCUGUCGCACGGGGCCUACCACUGGGACUGCUCCGAUUGGGUUGGACGGGGACACCAUCCGUUGCCAAACAUAACCGAGGUGCCCGGCAGCGAAGUGCCCGAUUCGUCCAGCUUCCACAGCAACGAAAGCAACGAGUCGCACCCGAAGAACACGCUUCUACCUCCAAUUCUUGGACCAGUCGAUCCAGCGCGAGACAUCGAAACGCUGAACGAGGACAAUGAGUCAGAGUUUGUAGAUGACUCCGAGUGCGACCAGAGCGAGCAGCCGCUGUCGUUGGGCUUCGAGCAGAAUACUUCCAUUCCAUGUCUGAAUCCUCUCGAUAGCGGUAGCGAGGAUUACAGAUUCAAUACAGUGCCUUUAAAAGUUAAUACACCUGAUAGUUAUCUACGACACCCGAAUAGCUACUUGCCCAAGUACAACAUCCAAAGCGAGACGGAGGGCGAAAGUGCCCCCCUGACCGGGGGCAGCCGUAAGCCUCUCAAUGGGCUGGACGUCGGUCCUCAUCAGCUGGUCGAGUCCGACGACGAAGACAUCCAGGCGUACGGUUUCCCGCAGAAACGGCGCAAUCGACGUUCCCCCAGUGAUAUCGACUUAGUUCUAAAUAGUGGUGGUGAAGGAAGUUCCCUACUCAGCCAUCCGCAUAAUUUGAACAGCUCCAACCAUUCGAAUAGCGAUCUCUCGACACAUCUCUGCGAAAUCGAUGACUCAGAAUUCGAGCAGGAUCUUCCACAGCAGCAGCAGGAGCAGCAGCCGCACCAACACCAUCAUCACCAUCAUCAUAAACAUCAUCAUCAACAACAACAGCAGCAACAUCAAUCAAACUCCUCGCUAUCAUCGGGGGGUCAAUCGCGACCCCGCCAGAACAAGGUCAAAUGGGCCAAUAUCGUGCAGCAAACCGAGGUCUGACAGCAGCUCGACGGCAACUAUCGAUUAGUGCUAAGCGCCAAGACUAACUCUAGCAUUAGUUCCAUUUUGAUACUGUUUUCUAGGGUAACUUAUUUUAUUUAUUUUACCGUGAACCUUUUGUAAUAGCUACUGUAUGUCGUAGAAGAAUUUGUAUCUAUGUUAAUUUACACACAAAACAUCCCCCCAUAUCCAACUCUCUAGCGUUUAGUUUUGCCAUCGACUUAUUUUAUGUAUGGAAAAAUCACGAAAUCAAAAAAAAGUAGUUCAGUGUUUCGCAUUCAAAUAUAGUUAACUGUUGCGGAGUUAGUUUGUGGAUUUUCUGUUAUUAUUUCCCACAACGUGACAAAAGCUAUAGAUGACAUACAUUGCGAAUGAAUCGUUAUAGAGUAAGUAGAAUAAUUAAUUACAUAGCGAAAGCAUGUAAAGAGUUCUGUAGAGCAAAAAACCGUGCUGAAAUCACGCUAACAUAUUCAAGACGAACAAUUUUGAGAUUAACGAUCACGAACAUUUAGUAACCAUACUGUCAUUGAAGCGGAGAAUGGAAAAUAAAACUCACACUAGCAAGCAUAAAGAAGUUUGUGACAUACAGAUUACAAACUAUUGUAAAACAAUAAGGGAAAAAAUAUUAACAUGGAUGAACCCUAAGGAUCCACGUUUUCUUUGACAUUCGAAAAGUCUAUAGAAUGUAAGAUUUUUUAUCACGCUGCGACACUGUUCGAACGAGAAUACAAUCAUUGACUGAUAAAAUUUGAGAGGAAAGAUAAGAAAGAGAAAACACAACUAUUUUAUAUUGAAUCAAACAAAAUAUCAACACACUCUAGAAGACAGAUUUCAGUUGUAUUUACGAAGAUAACGUGAAACUUAGUUUUUCACCCGUGAACGUGAUGGAGAAACCAUAUUAGUUAUGUUAGAUUAUUGUCCAUAUAUUGUGUCUAAUACUUUCACGGUACUUCUCCGUGGCUCUAUUUUUCCGGCAAGCAUAAUUUUCUAAAACACAAGCAGGAAUUUUUAUGAUCCAGCAAACUGUCUUAUAUUUCAACCUUUCCGUUUGAUCCGUACCUUAAAUCGAACUCUAACAAAGCUCUAUUAAUUCUAUGGUGCUCUACUUAAACACAAAACAAAAUCAUACACUACUUGCUCUUUUUUUACUCUUGUAUAGUAGCAUAAGUUAGUCAUAAGACAUACUCCGCGUACACGCUCUCACACUCACACACACCACGCAUUCACUCAUGAGACUAAACCUACUUGAAUAAUUCCUUUUAUAUUGAACAACCCAUCGCAAAUGUAUUCCGUUUUUUAUUUGGCAGCUGAAACGCAGCAAAUCUUUCCGUUUCUCAACCAGCAGCUAUUCAUUUCCAUACGGUUCAGACCACUUGUACAAUUCUAGGCUAGAAAAAUCAUUGAAAUUAAUUGUCUAACAGGGAUGUUAUCACUAAUUUUGCAUCUGAUAAAAGAGGCAACAAAAAAAACUACACGGCAUUUAGGGACUCAAAAUAUCAAAAUCUAAAUUGUUAGAAGCAAAGAGAAGAAAAUCGACAUUCAGUUAGGAAGCACCGUGGUAGAUUAAGGUAUACAAAGAUAAAGGAAAAUAAAACAAAAGUUUCGUCAUUCCUCACCCCAGGGUUUUUUCGUGGCCAUUUUUCAGCGAUCAUUAUAAACUAAGGUGAGAACUAGCGGACGAUAUCGUGGCAAAAAAAAACGAGAAAGUUUAAAACCACAGACCGAGGAAACGGACGAAGAGUAACAUUGCAUUUACCGAUCACUGUAGUGCAUAUAACAUUUUUGUGUAUUUGUUUAAACAAACUGGAAAAUUAUUUAAAACUGUGAAAAAAUUAAAAAAAAAAACAAUCUUCUAAUAAAAGGACUUUUUCAAA
Wyeomyia smithii (pitcher-plant mosquito) is the source of this 18336-nucleotide messenger RNA. RefSeq names its product fat-like cadherin-related tumor suppressor homolog (gene kug). The transcript has 23 exons. Gene Ontology annotation, cellular component: plasma membrane; catenin complex. Gene Ontology annotation, molecular function: cadherin binding; calcium ion binding. NCBI's taxonomy places the organism in Eukaryota, Metazoa, Arthropoda, Insecta, Diptera, Culicidae. The record is from RefSeq and is a predicted model, not a curated record. Bases 1802 to 16462 code for a protein of 4886 amino acids. Gene Ontology annotation, biological process: homophilic cell-cell adhesion.